Messenger RNA from Suillus discolor, 1239 nucleotides. RefSeq lists its product as uncharacterized. NCBI's taxonomy places the organism in Eukaryota, Fungi, Basidiomycota, Agaricomycetes, Boletales, Suillaceae. The record is from RefSeq and is a predicted model, not a curated record. The transcript has 10 exons. The coding region runs from base 1 to 1239 and encodes 412 amino acids.
AUGGUUUCGACGACAAAUUGGUCCGAGCGCUUUGCUGACCUCAAGCGCGAAAUUGUGGCAGCGACUCCCGACUAUGAAAGGCGCUUGACUCAGUCUUGGAACGAUCUUCUCCAGGAACUCGAUGAGCGCACGACAGAAAUCGUCAACGAGGGCUCCAACUACAUCCCUCAAGUCCAUUUUCAGUAUCUAGACACGCUGGUCCCUGAGCAACUCGACGAUAUUCGAUGUAAGGGUUCUAUCGUCAUCCAUGGUGUUGUUGAGGAGGGUGAAGCUGUCGGCCUUUGGUCCAUGAUUGAUGGCUUAUUGUCUCACUCACGGCCAACCCUUGCAGGUUUUCCAGAGCAAGAUAAGCGAGUCUUCUUCCUUUAUUGUUUAUGGAUAUUGAUUCCACUCGCCCGAGCACAAGUACAAGCACGCGCCAACCCUAACGUUCUCAAAGUUUGCACUUGGAUCAAUAACCUGUACCAUGCAAAGACCGACAAGAAAAUGGAAGGCGUCGACCUCGACGUUCCGUUGGUAUAUGCAGAUUGGUUCAACUUCCGCAUCCGUCGCCCUGGUGUCCAAUGGAAUGUUCACCACCCUCACGCCAAUGGUGGUUCCACAGAGCGCUGGGAGGAUAGCAACUUCCGCAGGUAUUUCGCAGACAUAUUAAGUGGCAACUGGCACCAGCACGACCCCUAUGAACUUGAGGGCCGUCUUGAUGCUCAUGUAUCCUUGAACAGAAAACCUGACAGGAUUUGGCUGGCUAUGACUGAAACCGGUCCUACCCAAGGUACCCUGAACGUAUUCCCCGAUGUGCCCUUGUCAAAUGCAUACACCAUCCUCCGCCCAUUCUUCCUCUCGACUGUUCCUCUCGACUCUGAGGGCAUACUUGAUCCAAUGUUCGAUAUAUCCACUCCUGAGCCUCGCGACGGCAACUGGGUUGACCAACAACCCACCCCUGACUUGCAUCCUUAUCUCAGGCUAGAAGAUACAAUUAUCUCUGAUGUCGUUCAUUCCGUCGAGCAGGAGCACACCGGUUCAUAUGACUCUGCUGUCAUGUACAUCCCAGCUGUUCCGCAGACCCCUCAAAAUACGGCCUAUGUCAAGAGGCAGGCUGAGACCUUCCUCGCCGGUACUAACCCACCUGAUUUCGCGAGCGACGGGACGGGCCUCCCGUACGUUAGACUUGGCGUUGAUGCAGAUAUCAUCCAGCCUAUCAGCCGAAUCGCGAUGGGUCUCCCUGUUGCUGUCACAUAA